Chanos chanos (milkfish) is the source of this 663-nucleotide messenger RNA. Its product is annotated as flavin reductase (NADPH)-like. The coding region runs from base 1 to 663 and encodes 220 amino acids. NCBI's taxonomy places the organism in Eukaryota, Metazoa, Chordata, Actinopteri, Gonorynchiformes, Chanidae. The record is from RefSeq and is a predicted model, not a curated record. The transcript has 4 exons.
AUGAAGAUUGCCGUUCUCGGAGCCACCGGGCGAACAGGACAGUAUUUGGUAAAACAAGCUCUUCUUAAAGGACACACUGUCACAGCAAUUGUAAGGAGUCCGGCAAAGCUGACAGUUGUGCACGAGAAACUCAAGGUAACUGAGGGUGAUGUUUUCUGUAAGGACAGUCUAGAACAUCACCUCAAAGGGCAAGAUGCGGUUAUUUCCUGCCUUGGGUUCUCACCGACACCUCUCUCUGGUGUUAACGGAUACACACGUUCGAUGAGGACCACAAUCAGAGCUAUGCAGCAAGUUGGCGUGAAUCGAAUAAUUACCAUGACAUCUUGGUACACUGACCCCAAAUCAUUGAUGAAGACUUCAUUUGUUUUCCGGUUGUUCCUUAUCACAAUGAUUCAGAGUGUGUUAAGCAACAUGUAUGAGAUGGAGCACUUUCUAAAGAAGACUAAAGAUAUUAACUGGACUGUUGUCAGACCUCCAGGUCUCAGGAAUGAGGCAGCAACAGUGAGAGAGUUCCUGACUUAUGAAGGAUACUUUGUUCCUGAUUCAAAUGGACAACCUAUAGGGCGGCACGCAGUUGCUAGAGGCGACGUGGCUCGCUUCAUGUUAUCACUUCUUGACAAAAAUGACUGGAUUAAAAAAGGUGUUGCCAUCACAACCAAAUAA